Molecule: messenger RNA, 1128 nt
Organism: Mucor velutinosus
Lineage: Eukaryota; Fungi; Mucoromycota; Mucoromycetes; Mucorales; Mucoraceae
Exons: 2
Coding region: 1-1128 (375 amino acids)
Biological process (GO): regulation of transcription by RNA polymerase II
Molecular function (GO): DNA-binding transcription factor activity, RNA polymerase II-specific; RNA polymerase II cis-regulatory region sequence-specific DNA binding
Source: RefSeq, a predicted model, not a curated record
AUGAAUGAAAUUUUAAAAGAAUCGGCAUUUCUGAUUACAAAUGCAUCAGGCCGUCAUAUUAACCUGUUGAACGACACUGGCCCAAUAGCAAUGACUGUGCCUAGCCCUCCCUCAUCUGAUAACUCGGAUGAAAAUAUCAGCACUGCGGAUACUGUGUUCACACCCGCAUCAUCAUCUACUCCUGUGGAGUCGUCUUCAUCAAAGAGAAAGUACCACUGCACAGAGCCAGGAUGUGCGAAAAGCUUUACUACAAGUGGUCAUUUGGCAAGACAUAACCGUAUUCACACUGGCGAGAAGAACUUUCCAUGCUUGUUUCCGGGCUGUUUGUCUCGCUUCUCUCGUCAGGACAAUAUGAUGCAGCAUUACCGUACACACAUGUCUCCAAAAUCUAAAAGAACGCAAAAGAAAGUGAUAACCGAGGAUUUACACCCUAGACCACGACUUCAUGCUCACCAGAGAAUUCGAUCAGACCCCUAUCGUGUCGAAAGACCUCUUACCAUUGAUCAGCAUUUGAACAAUUACAGAAGAUCUCUACUGUCUCAUCCUUCCACAGUGGAGCGCAGUAGCUUUUCAUCAGUCAAAUACAACAUGCCAACACCACUUGGAGCUGUAGCUGCAUCUCACAUGCAGAAGCAGCAAUUACAACAAAGCGAAGGUACCACUGCCGGAUCGUCAACGCCCACAAGCAGAAGAAAUAGCAAUGGAACAUGGUCGAUAGAGCCUGUUGGACACGAGUCUUCAUCAUCAUACACUCGCAGAGAGAUGGAAGAAUCCCUGGCAGCCUCCAAUUGCUCAACGCCACCGCCGACUUCAUCGUCUUUAGCGACAGAAUCCUCUACAGAACACAUGUUUUAUCAACACAGACCUCUUACAUACUCAAGGCCUGUAAAAAAGAGAAAAAUAUUCCCAUUCACUUUAUUACAUCCAACCGGUUCUAGUGAAACAAUACUACAAAAAGAACCAGGCAUCACAACACCGCCGCUCGCAUCGACUUCGCCUACAUCCUCCAUGUCGGCCUCUUUGUCUUCUGCUACUGGUAAUAGCAACACGAAUGCUGGCAGUGAUGGAAAGGGAUCGUCUCAAGCAGGCUUGUUACAGCUUGCACACAUUGUAAGCACAUUUGGUUGA